Molecule: messenger RNA, 1020 nt
Organism: Sporothrix brasiliensis 5110
Lineage: Eukaryota; Fungi; Ascomycota; Sordariomycetes; Ophiostomatales; Ophiostomataceae
Exons: 1
Coding region: 1-1020 (339 amino acids)
Source: RefSeq, a predicted model, not a curated record
AUGGAGAAGGACAAGGGACCUUCGACGCCUUCUCCUCCCGAAGACAUACUCGUUGUGGAUGAGGGAGAGUCGGCAACCUCAAAAGACGAGAUCAUCGCGAGACUCAAGAAAAUAAUCGCUGAGCAAGGCAACACCAUCGCUGACCAGGUCAACACCAUCGCUGACCAGGUCAACACCAUCGCUGAGAAUGAUAAAACCAUCGCCGAGCAAAAGAAGAACGUUGCUCAGACUAAAUUUCUCGAAUUUCUUCAUCUCGUCAACGAGCGCGUCUACGACAAGUUUACGAUUGAGACGGACCGGUCACAGCUCGCACUGGGAACUACAUCGGUGGCCGGCAAGUUUUGUCCCCGGCAUCUUCGUCGUUGGGCCAGCUUUGGAGCACUGCAUGACCAGAAAUUCCAGGAGCUGGAAGAUCGCCUCAAUCCCGUGGAUGCGUGCUUUUCGUCGCCCCACGAUGUUUCUGGCUUUUUGUCUGCCUUCAGCCCAAAGGCCAAGAACGAGGCAACGCUGCGCCCCUUUUUACGCAUUGCUCUCGAGAAGCCGGCCGCUACGGUUGUGAAUGAAUACCUUCACGCUGCGUCCGAAAGCCCUGACACUAAGUCCCGCGAUUAUGUCCAUUUCACAGACCAAGACAAGACAACGCAGACAUCGAGAUCCUCCAAGAACAUACUCGCAUCGAGCACGGGCGGUGCCAGCAACCCCGACCGCAUCUGCGUGUACGACCACAACAAGGAAACCAAGGUCAAAGUACCUUUCAUCGUCGGCGAGUACAAGGCUGCGCACAGGCUGACGGGCCCCAAGCUAGAGCAUAUGCUAGACAGCCCGCCGGAAGACUACCUGACCAAAGCGACACGCAUCGACGUAGCUGUUUCUCCGAACGAUGCGCCCAAUGACGCCGUUUUUAGCAACAAGUACCCCUCGGUGUACACAUUCAUCUCCUCGUUUCACCGAGCUACCAUCCACAAUCAGUCCAACAUCCAACCUCACCCAGUCGCAGCUCUUGCAUGUGAUCAUGGCUGA